This is a messenger RNA of Lodderomyces theae, 1575 nucleotides long. RefSeq names its product dolichyl-P-Man:Man(5)GlcNAc(2)-PP-dolichol alpha-1,3-mannosyltransferase. The transcript has a single exon. Gene Ontology annotation, molecular function: dol-P-Man:Man(5)GlcNAc(2)-PP-Dol alpha-1,3-mannosyltransferase activity. Lineage: Eukaryota; Fungi; Ascomycota; Pichiomycetes; Serinales; Debaryomycetaceae. The record is from RefSeq and is a predicted model, not a curated record. Bases 1 to 1575 code for a protein of 524 amino acids. Gene Ontology annotation, cellular component: endoplasmic reticulum.
AUGCCACCAACCACCACCGCCAGUGACAACCGACCCCCAUUCACACUCCCGAACUUUUUCAAAGACAUCCACAACGGAAUCAUUGGCUUGAUUAUCAACCCGCAAGCAACGAGAGUCACGUACCCACUAAUCAUCUGCAUCGCUUCAAUCGUCACCAAAAUCAUAAUCAACAAAGUCCCAUACACUGAAAUUGACUACACCACAUACUUGCAACAGAUUGAUAAAGUGAAUGCUGGUGAAUUGGACUAUGCCAACAUUUACGGAGAUUCCGGGCCCAUAGUGUACCCAGCUGGUUUCAUUACAGUGUAUCAAUACAUUCAAUGGCUCUGUGGCGACAAUGUGAAGGAAGCACAGUAUAUAUUUGGGUACUGUUUUACAGCAACGUUGGCAUUGGCGUGUUUUGUUUAUGCGCAGAUUUGGGAUUUACAACCGUGGCCGAUAUAUUUGUUUUUGGCAAGUAAGCGAUUAUUGUCGAUUUAUGUGUUGAGGUUGUUUAAUGAUUGUUGGACUACGAUUUGUAUGGUUGGGGUUGUUUUGUUGUUGCAGCAAGCUGCUGUUUUCAAAGAGGCUUAUAAGGGGAAAAAAGUGGAUUUUGUCGAUGAAGAUGAGAAAGGGAGGGUCAAGGCAGAGGGGAAGAAGGGCAAACGCGACGUAAGCAAGGAUGAGAAAGUUGCAGUGCGUGAAGUGAUUACGGGGUCAUCUUGGUUCGACAUUAGCUUCUUGUUGACAAUAAUUGCAGCUGACUUGUACAGCAUUGCUAUUUCAAUCAAGAUGAAUGCAUUAUUAUAUGCGCCAGCGUUCCUUCUCAUAAUAUACUUCCUCAACGAUGAAAACUUGUUGAAGUUUAUCAUUUUUGUGGCCGUAGUCCCAUUGGCUCAGGUGAUGAUUGGUUGGAGGUUUUUAUUACUCAUGUUUGAUGAUGACUUGGCCAAGACAAUCAGAUGGAAUUACAUCUCCAAUGCAUUCAACUUUGGUCGUCGGUUCUUGUAUAAAUGGACGGUCAAUUGGAAAUUUGUACCCGAGUCGAUAUUCACUUCAAUCCAAUUCGGACGUGCCUUACUAGUGCUCCAUUUAACCUUACUUUUAUUUUUCACAUUUACAAGGUUUCUCAAUCACAAAAUCAUUGGCAAAUCCAUACCACAAUUGAUUAAAGAUUCAAUCAACCCUAGCCCCACCAUCUCACCAAGCAACAUUUUCUUGAACCCAUUAGUUGCCCCACAGAUCAUUUUUUACAUAAUGACAAUCACAAAUCUCAUUGGGGUGUUGUGUUCACGAUCACUUCACUAUCAAUUUCUCGCAUGGUACGCUUGGACAUUACCCGGUUUGCUCCAUUUGAACUUCCCUGUGUAUGUUGGCGUGCCGCUUUGGCUUGUUCAUGAAUGGUGUUGGAAUGUGUUUCCAGCAACCGCUUCAAGCUCGGCUGUUUUGGUGCUGUUGUUAACAAUUAUUUUGGUUUUCAACUGGUAUAAUUUCGAAGCAUGGUUUCCGAAACAGAGUACAUUGAAGGAAUAUGAUGAGUUUGUCAUGCUACAGAAGCAGGAAGAGAAGCAGUUGUCUAACAAGAAAACUGAAUAG